CUGACUAACAUAUUCUUCUCCAUUUCUAUCCAUUCCUCCUGACUGCUGGUUUUAUUAUGGACACAACAGAAAUGAUCUCCAAAGACAUUGUUUCAAUAGUAUCCCAAGAUAAGGAGGAGCCAUGGGAUGAUGAUGAAUUCCAAGAAUUGGUGCAAACUCUCCCAAAAGAAAAAAACUGGUAUGGAACUCAUCUUUAUUUCUACCAAGGAUUUUGGUGUGCAUCUCGUGUGUUUAGAGCUAUGAUUUGUUUCCAGAAACAUUUCCAAGCACUUGAUUCUGAUAUUUUUCUUACAAGUAUCCCAAAAUCUGGCACUACUUGGCUUAAGGCCUUGACUUUCUCAAUUGUGAACCGCAAUCAAUUUGCAAGGGAAGAAAAUCCCUUGCUCAGCUCAAACCCUCACCAACUUGUUCCAGUCUUUGAGUAUGAUCUUUACUUGAACAAUCCUUGCCCGGAUCUCGAAAAUAGCUGCCCUUAUCAACCAAGAAUGUUCUCAACCCAUUUACCUUAUGCUUUUUUGCCACCUUCCAUUAAAGAUUCCAACUCUAAGAUUGUCUACAUAUGUAGAAAUCCGAUGGAUAUGUUCAUUUCUUUGUGGUUUUUUACUGACAAACUUCGACCCGAUAACGUAGAGCCUUUAUCACUAGAUGAAGCAUUUGAGAAGUUUUGUCAAGGAAUGCAUGAUUUUGGACCAUUUUUUGAUCAUGUACUAGGGUAUUGGAAGGCAAGUCAAGAAAAUCCCAACCGAAUAUUGUUUUUACAAUAUGAAGAUCUCAAGGAAAACAUUAAUUUUCACAUAAAAAAAUUGGGAAAAUUCCUGGGUUUUCCUUUCUCAGAAGUGGAAGAGGAACAAGGAGUUGUAGAAGAAAUAGCAAGAAUGUGUAGCUUUGGGAACUUGAAAGAAUUGGACGUGAACAAGAAUGGCAUGCACACCUUCGGAAUUGCACACAACACCUUUUUUAGGAAAGCUGAAGUAGGAAAUUGGUGCAAUUAUCUCACGCCUUCCAUGGUGGAGUGUUUCAAGAAGCUUAUACAAGAAAAGUUAGAUAAGUCAGGUUUAACAUUCAAAUUGUCUCGUCAAAACUUUUAAAGAAGCUUUUGCCUAAUUCAAAUGAUUGUCUCUGGCUUGUUGGAUAUUCGAUGGCUGAAUCUAUAAUCUUGAUGUUGUACUUGUUGAGGCAAAUGGAAUAUUUUUAAUGAAGUUGAUCGACUUUGCAAAAGUAUUA
Messenger RNA from Theobroma cacao (cacao), 1224 nucleotides. The record is from RefSeq and is a predicted model, not a curated record. Lineage: Eukaryota; Viridiplantae; Streptophyta; Magnoliopsida; Malvales; Malvaceae.